UGUGUGCUUCCAUCCUAGAUGCCUUAGGGCCACGUCCGCUGCCCCAGAGGACUCAUUCCUGGUGGCCAGAAGUUGCCAAGCAACUCACAUGUGUUUGGCAGGUUCCCUUGGAGUCUUCAGCUCCCAGUGACACUCCUGGAAAUCCAGUCCUCCGACCUCCCCAGCUGGCAUCCUCCUCGGCAGCCCACCAAGCCAUGGAGGCCCCGGAGGUCCCCGUGGGCUCACUGAUUGACUUUGAGACAGAGCCAUCCGCCUCCUCACCCGUGGAGGCACUGCCACCAAAGCUGCAGGAUGGGGACAGCGGGUCGGAGAGUGAGACCACCGAGUCAGCAGAUAGCGAGAACGACAUGGGCGAGUCGCCCUCUCACCCAUCCUGGGACCAGUACCGCCGCUCCUCCUCCAACGAGUCCUUCUCUUCCAACCAGAGCACGGAGUCGGCCAAGGACGAGGAGGCCCUGGAGCUCAGGGAGUUCAUGCGUGGCUACGUGGAAAAGAUCUUCUCCGGAGGGGAGGACUUGGACCAGGAAGAGAAAGCUAAGUUUGGGGAGUACUGCAGCAGUGAAAGUGGAAAAGGCCGGGAGUGGUUUGCUCGAUAUGUGAGCGCCCAGCGCUGCAAUUCCAAGUGUGUCUCAGAGCCGACCUUCUACCGCCUCGUGCAGUCGUUUGCGGUGGUCCUGUUCGAGUGUCAUCAGAUGGAUGACUUCGGGCCUGCCAAGAACCUCAUGACCAUGUGCUUCACGUACUACCACAUCGGCAAACCACACCUGCUUCCCUCAGAGUCCAAGGAGAAGCCUGCAGGGAGCAUCGACUCCUACUUGAAGUCCGCCAACAGCUGGUUAGCGGAGAAGAAGGACAUCGCCGAGCGGCUGCUGAAGAACACGGAGAACGUCAAGGGCUUCUUCGGGGGGCUGGGACCCCUGGUCAGGAAAAACGAGGAGGAGGAGAGCAAGCCCAAGGACAAGCCGCAGAAGACUGUGACCGUGUGCAGCCCGGAGGAGGAGAGAAAGGGGGAGAAGAUCUACCUGUACACGCACCUGAAGCAGCAGCCCAUCUGGCACACGCUGAGGUUCUGGAACGCAGCCUUUUUCGAUGCUGUCCACUGUGAGAGGAGGAAGCGGUCCCCCACGACCAGAGGGGAUGCUGGAGAGGAGGAGAAGAAGAGGGAGAAGUGGUGCCACAUGACGCAGGAGGAGCGCGACGACAGCCUGCGGUUCAACGAGAACAUCACCUUCGGGCAGCUGGGCACAUUCACUCACAACAUGCUGGCCUUCGGGCUGAACAAGAAGCUGUGCAAUGACUUUCUGAAGAAGCAGGCUGUGAUCGGCAACCUGGAUGAAGAGCAAUACAAGCUGCUGAGCGACCACAUCGAGCAGAUGGCCGCCGAGUAGGCCACGGCCGCCCAGGGCACUCCUCAGGACCGGGGGCACCGCUCUCCUGGGCCAGCAACUGGCUGUCACCCACCUGAUGACCCUGCAUGACAUCGGCAGCACCCAGCGCCACCCCACGCUGCCCCAGAACUAGCGGUUAGAAGACCCCAGCUGCCCGCCUUCCCACCCCCUCUGCCUAUGUCUACUCCCCCGUUCACGUGCCAAAGUGUCCCUGGAUUGUGUGACUAGAAUGAGGUGACGUCCACCCUCCCCAGUGCCAGGCCUGCGACGUGGAAUUGAAGGAAGAGGCAGGAGGCCAGGACCAGGGUGGGCACAGGGCAGUGUCUGCCCACAGCCCCUGCAGGGGAGGGCGGGGCGUGGGAAUGUACAGAGGGCAGCCCCGAGCCAGCCACGACUGACACGGCAGCUGGGAGUCGGUCCGGGGCUCUGCUUCAGGCCUGGCCAGGGCAGAAUCCUCGUCGGCUCCUGCCGAGUGGCAGCGGGUGGCGGGCAGGGCCUCUCAGUGUAGGUCCACGCUGGUGCUGGCUUUUCCCGCUCCUCCCGCCGCGUCACAGGAACCUCCAGGAGGUUCUGAUUUAGGGAGGGAGAGAGGCCGGCGCACAGGGCCCGGCCACAGCCCGUGUGGAGCACCUGGAGAGGUCCCCGCAGCUGUCACCCCAGCGAGCAGUCUGCAUCGCCGUCGGAACUGUUCCUGGUCAGCUGGCAGCUUCCUCCUCUUGCUCGCUGGGAGUGGCCUCGGCCGUCUGUCCCAGGAAACAGCACAGGAAAGAGAUUUCUUCAGUAGCUGCAAGACAACUGCCCUUUCUAAAA
Molecule: messenger RNA, 2198 nt
Organism: Myotis davidii
Lineage: Eukaryota; Metazoa; Chordata; Mammalia; Chiroptera; Vespertilionidae
Product: KIAA0513 ortholog
Exons: 12
Coding region: 195-1388 (397 amino acids)
Source: RefSeq, a predicted model, not a curated record